AUGAAGUUCUUUGAUAAGAAGAGAGAUUUGGAGACAUUUCAAGAUGGCGGUCAAAUUGCAGGAGUGGAUGACAUGGAACAAGGUUACUUAGAAGAAGCCUUUGAUCAGGACUAUGAACCUGAAGAUGAAGAUGAACGUGAUUUCAAUCUACACGGACAAUUUGAUGAUAUUGAUGACUGCGAAAGAGAAGAGCUCUUGGCAGAUGCAGACAAUGAUGUCGAUGAUAUGCCAGAACUCACUGUCAGAUUCCGUGGAGAUGACAACUAUGAAUCAGACGACAAUUCGGAUGAUGAAGGCGACAAAGAGGAAUAA
This is a messenger RNA of Cylindrotheca closterium, 312 nucleotides long. Lineage: Eukaryota; Bacillariophyta; Bacillariophyceae; Bacillariales; Bacillariaceae. The record is from the annotation of a GenBank genome assembly.